CCAUAUCAAAAUGAACACUGCAGCUCAGCAACUAGCCAAAGAACCGCGUUGCCCUAGUGGUUACAAGGCAGCCAAGAUUGCUUUGGCUAGAAAGGCUACGCAUUAUCUCAGUGGUACCCACGUUCAGGUCACAGCAGCAGCUGACCUCAGGGCCGAUUUCAUUCUGAGACGUCCUGAAGGACAAACAAUGGAGUGGCAUGAAGCGGUGAGGUUAUUUACGGAGAGAUUAUCCAAAAGAUUGAAUGAAGGCAGUAGUUAGACGGUGUUACGUGUUUCUGGUCUUAAAUAUCUAGAUGUAUAAACCA
Botrytis cinerea B05.10 is the source of this 305-nucleotide messenger RNA. RefSeq lists its product as hypothetical. Lineage: Eukaryota; Fungi; Ascomycota; Leotiomycetes; Helotiales; Sclerotiniaceae. The transcript is spliced from 2 exons. The record is from RefSeq and is a predicted model, not a curated record. Bases 11 to 259 code for a protein of 82 amino acids.